AUGUCAAAGGGUCAAGCCAAUCGAUGGAUCCGCAACAUGGAGAAAGAAAACUCCCUCGAGGUCGUCAAGCUCAGUCAGUCCGACUUCGUCCGCCGCAUCGAGGGCUGCGUGCAGUACGGCCGUCCUGUCCUCCUCGAGAACGUCGGGGAGACUAUCGACUCUAUCCUUGAGCCCGUCCUCACCCGCCAGACCUACAAGUCAGGCAACACACUAAUGAUGAAGAUAGGGGACAGCGCAGUCGAGUACUCCCCUCAGUUCAAGUUCUACGUCACUACCAAACUCCCCAGCCCUCACUACACUCCCGAGAUCUCCACCAAAGUCGUCCUCAUCAACUUCACUAUCACCCCGCAAGGGCUCGAGGACCAGCUCCUGGGGAUCACGGUCGAGACUGAGAGGGCGGACCUUGAGGAGGAGAGGCAGAAGCUGGUGGUGCAGAACGCCGGGUUCAAGAAGCAGAUAGCGGAGAUCGAGGACAAGAUCUUGAAGAUGCUGUCGGAGGCAGGAGGUGACAUCCUGGAAGACGAGGAGCUCAUCAAUACGCUCUCUGCCUCCAAGGUCACCUCAAGCGAGAUCAUGACGGCGCUGGAGGCGGCGGAGAGGACGGAGAACACGAUAAACGAGGCAAGGAUGCUCUACAAGCCGUACGCCGAGAGGGGCUCCUUGCUCUUCUUCUGUGUGGCAGACCUCAGGAGCAUCGAGCCCAUGUACCAGUACUCCCUUGGCUGGUUCGUGAACCUGUUCGUAGCAGCCAUGCACGACUCCUCGUCCUCUGACGACAUAGCGGCGCGCGUUCAGGUUCUCAUCGACUUCUUCACCUACUCCCUGUACAGGAACGUCUGCCGCUCGCUCUUCGAAAAGGACAAGCUCCUCUACUCCUUCCUCGUCUGCUCCAAGCUCAUGAUCUGGCAGCAGCUCAUCUCCACCGCCGAGCUUAAGUUCCUCCUCAGCGGCGUCGCUGGGCCCGCAGGCGCCAACCCUCCUCCCAAACCCGCCGAGUGGUUCCCCGACCGAGCAUGGACUGAGAUCCUGCAGGCGACGCUGCUGGAGCAGUUCAAGGAGCUGGGCAAGGAGUUCGUGCUGCAUGUGGACGACUGGAAGCAGAUCUACGACAGCGCGGACCCUGCAAGGAUGAAGUUCCCCGGCGUCAUGCACAAGAAGUACAGCAGCUUCCAGAAGCUCACCAUCCUCCGAUGCCUCCGCCCGGACAAGAUCGUGCAGGAGGUGCAGAACUUGGUGGUGGAGGAGAUGGGGCAGAAGUUUGUCGAGCCUCCUCCUUUCGACCUUCAGAACUGCUUCGACGACUCCUCUCCUACCUCCCCGCUCAUCUUCGUCCUCUCCCCUGGCGCCGACCCCAACGCCUCCCUCAUCCAGUUUGCCGACUCCGUCGGCAUCAAGCUCGACAUGCUCUCCCUCGGCCAGGGGCAGGGGCCCAUCGCUGAGCGGAUGAUAGAGGACGCAGUCGACAGAGGCUCCUGGGUCGUCCUGCAGAACUGCCACCUCUCUCCCUCCUGGAUGCCAGCACUGGAGGCCAAGGUAGAGAAGCUCUCGCCCGAGCGCUGCCAUGCUCAGUUCCGUCUCUGGCUGACCUCCUACCCCUCCGACAAGUUCCCAGUCGCCAUCCUGCAGAACGGAGUGAAGAUGACGCUGCAGCCGCCCAAGGGACUCCGAGCCAACAUGCUCAACACGUACUUCGUCAUCGAGGACUCGUUCUUCGAGGGCUGCUCCAAAGUCGCCCAGCUUCGCAAGCUCCACUUCUCCCUCGCAUUCUUCCACGCCUCCCUGCAGGAGAGGAGGAAGUUCGGACCCCUAGGCUUCAACAUCCCCUACGAGUUCACCGAGUCGGACCUCCGCAUCUGUCAGACGCAGGUCAAGAUGUUCCUCGAGGAGUUCGAGCAGAUUCCCUGGGCUGCGCUGCGCUACACGGCAGGAGAGACCAACUACGGGGGGAGGGUCACAGACGCCCAUGACCGCACGACUGUCAACACCAUGCUCGAGCUCCUCUACACCCCCAGAGUGCUCGACGAAGACUACAAGUUCUCUGAGUCAGGCAUCUACUUCGCUCCUCCCGAUGGGACUGUAGAGGAUCACAAACAGUUUCUCCGCAAUCUCCCGCUCGUAGAGGCCCCCGAGUGCUUCGGCCUUCAUGAGAACGCAAAUAUCACCUUUGCUACAGCCGAGACCUACUCUCUCUUCGACUCUCUCCUCCUCCUCAUGCCCAAGGGAGGAGGAGGAGGAGGAGGCAAGUCGGCCGACAGCACCCUGGAGACCAUGGCGCUGGAGAUGCUGGAAAGGCUUCCUGAGCGCAGCGACUUUUACAAGUUCGGCCUGCCAUGGAACGUGGAGGACGUGCAGGAGAAGUAUCCAACUCUCUACACGGACAGCAUGAACACAGUCCUUACCCAGGAGCUCCUCCGCUUCAACGUCGUCAUCGACAACGUCCGCUCAAGCCUGCAGCAGCUCCUCAACGCCGUCAAGGGCAUCGUGUUGAUGUCUUCCGACCUCGAGCGGAUGUCUGUAUCCUUCCUUAACGGCUCCAUCCCCUCCCUCUGGAGCAGCAAGUGCUACCCCUCCCUCAAGCCCCUCGGCCCCUUCUACGACGACUUCCUCCGCCGCCUCCACUUCUUCCAGACCUGGAUCAACAACGGAGCUCCCUGCGUGUUCUGGCUCUCGGGCUUCUACUUCACUCAGUCCUUCCUCACCGGGACUCUCCAGAACUUCGCGAGGAAGCACAAGAAGGCGAUAGACACUCUCAGCUGGUCCUUCCAGGUCAUGCGCGAGGCCGAGGAGGAGCUCGAUCGUCCUGAGGAUGGCUGCUAUAUCCAUGGCCUCUUCCUUGACGGCGCUGGGUGGGACCCCCAGCAGAAUCACCUGGCCGAGCAGCAGCCGAAAAUUCUUUUCAUCCCCAUGCCUAUCGUCCUCUUCAAGCCCUGCGAGACAAAGGACAUCGAGAAGUCCUCGAACGAGUACACAUGUCCAAUCUACAAGACCAGCGCAAGGAGGGGAACCCUCUCAACCACCGGGCACUCCACAAACUUCGUCAUGGACAUUGUUCUUCCUUCCCCUAGAGACGCCUCCCACUGGAUCCUUCGUGGAGUUGCCUGCUUGUGCCAGCUAGACUUCUAA
This is a messenger RNA of Guillardia theta CCMP2712, 3123 nucleotides long. RefSeq lists its product as hypothetical. The record is from RefSeq and is a predicted model, not a curated record. Gene Ontology annotation, molecular function: minus-end-directed microtubule motor activity; dynein light intermediate chain binding; dynein intermediate chain binding. The transcript is spliced from 6 exons. Gene Ontology annotation, biological process: microtubule-based movement. NCBI's taxonomy places the organism in Eukaryota, Cryptophyceae, Pyrenomonadales, Geminigeraceae. Bases 1 to 3123 code for a protein of 1040 amino acids. Gene Ontology annotation, cellular component: dynein complex.